This is a messenger RNA of Pyrenophora tritici-repentis Pt-1C-BFP, 1650 nucleotides long. Its product is annotated as ProP, Permease major facilitator superfamily. Gene Ontology annotation, molecular function: transmembrane transporter activity. NCBI's taxonomy places the organism in Eukaryota, Fungi, Ascomycota, Dothideomycetes, Pleosporales, Pleosporaceae. Gene Ontology annotation, biological process: transmembrane transport. Gene Ontology annotation, cellular component: plasma membrane. The record is from RefSeq and is a predicted model, not a curated record.
AUGGUCGAAACCAAGGAAUCUGCCGGUCCUCUCAAACCCACACCUGGCACUUCUCUUGCUAGCGAAGCCCUAUCGAAACACCGAAUUCGCAUACCAUUCCAAACGCUAGCAGCUUUCACAGCCCUAAGUCUCUCCAUCUUCCUCGUGGCACUCGACACAGUCCUCAUACCCACCGCCUUACUAACCAUCUCCCAAACCUUCCACAUCCCAGACUCCCUCUACGCCUGGACAGGAUCCGCCUACCUCCUCGCCAACGCCGCAUCCGUACCCUUCUGGGGCAAGCUCUCCGAUGUCUUUGGCAGGAAGCCCGUCAUCCAAGCUGCAAACAUCACAUUCCUGCUCGGAAGCAUCAUAAGCGCCGUCAGCGUGAACGCCGCCAUGCUCGUGACAGGAAGAGCUGUCCAAGGCCUCGGUGGUGGCGGUAUCGUGGUGCUGGUCAACGUUUGCGUCAGCGACAUGUUCCGCGUCCGAGAUCGCUCUUUCUACAUGGGUACCAUCGGUGCAGUUUGGGCGGUUGCCAGUGCCCUUGGCCCCGUUCUCGGUGGUGUGUUUGCACAACAACUCGACUGGCGCUGGAUGUUCUACAUCAACAUACCCAUUGUUUCCGCCUCUAUUGCUGUCCUGCACUUUACGCUACGACUUCACAAUCCCAGGACGCCGGUCGUAAAGGGUCUUGCGUCUAUCGAUUGGCUUGGUACGGCUACUAUCGUCAUCGCUACUAUACUCCUGCUCGUCGGUCUCCAAUCUGGUGGCGCUAGCUCGUUCGCGAACCCUUCAGUCAUCAUGUGCCUCGUCUUCGGAUCGGUGGCGUAUCUUGCGUUCCCGUUUUCGCAGUGGUGGGAGGAUAAGCGUGGUGGGACUCCUAUUAUGCCGCUGCGACUUUUCAAGGAUGUCAGCAACCUGAGUGCGUUGGGUGUAUGUGCGUGCGACGCACUUGUCUUCAACUCAGUGGCAUACUUCCUCCCGCUAUACUUCCAGAUCGUCCUCCAGCGUAGCCCUACUAUCGCUGGAGUUUACAUGCUCGCUAUCGCAAUACCGCUAGCCUUGGUUUCUUUUGCUUCCGGUCAUGUCAUUGAGAAGACUGGGCGGUUUCUCGAGAUAAUCCAGGCAGGGCUGUUGCUCACGACGCUCGGUGUCGGUCUGCUCAUCUCCCUGGACAUGUCGCUCCAUAUUGGAAAAAUCGUCGGCGUUCUGCUUGUUAUCGGCCUUGGAUUUGGCCCUAAUUUCGGUGCUCCGCUUAUUGCCUUGCAAACACGCAUUCAAGAGACGGAUAUCGCGACUGGUACUGCCGCCUUUGGGUUUGUGCGUAUGAUCUCAGGCGCAAUCGGUCUCGUCGCUGGUCAGGUGGUCUUUCAACUCUUGAUGGCAUCGCACUUUCAGUCAUUUGUUGACAGCGGCAUUGCGAGCGAUUACGCUCAUGCUCUUGCUGGAGGUCAAGCUAUAUCUCAAGGUGUUGAUGUCAGUGCACUUACAGAGGGGCAAAGAUUUGCGGUGCGCUAUGCUUUCAUGGCUGCGCUGAAGGGGACGUGGAUAUUGUAUACGGUGAUCGGCGCACUUGGGCUGUUAGUAUCCUUUGGGAUUACCAGAACUAAGCUGCAGCGCGAGUCAACAUGCUGUACUGAGCUCGACGACAUCAGGGCCUCUGUUUAG